UCACCUCCAGACCUGCAGCAGCCAAUCAGAUCCCUCCUCUGUGCGUCCACAGGGUGACAGAAGUACGAGGCUUCACUGACGACCAGAAGGACCAGUACUUCAGGAAGAGGUCCAGAGAUGAAGAGCUGUCCAACAGAAUCAUCUCACAUGUCAGGACGACCAGGAGUCUCCACAUCAUGUGUCAAAUCCCAGUCUUCUGCUGGAUCAGUGCCACAGUUCUGGAGCACAUGUUGACCUCAGAGCAGACAGGAGAACUGCCCAGAACCCUGACAGACCUGUACUCUCACUUCCUGUUGGUUCAGACAAAGAGGAAGAAGAAGAAGUACAGUGGAGGACCUGAGACUGGUCUGUUGGACGGAGAUGUUCUUCUGAAGCUGGGGAGGCUGGCGUUUGAACAUCUGCAGAAAGGAAACAUCAUGUUCUACCAAGAAGAUCUGGACCAAUGUGGUCUGGACGUGACCCAGGCCAUGGUCUACUCAGGAGUUUGUACUGAGAUCUUCAGAAGAGAGAGUGUGAUCUUCAAGAAAACUGUCUACUGCUUUGUUCAUCUGAGUGUUCAGGAGUUUCUGGCUGCAGUCUACAUGUUCCACUGCUACACCAACAGGAGGACACAGGUACUGCAGGACUUCCUGGGAAAAGAAUACAAACCCAGCAAAUCCAAAUUGGAAACUAUUGUUAAUACGUUUAAGGUAAAAUAUGACUUCACUAUGACUGACUUCCUCAGAAAGUCAAUGGAGAAAUCCCUCCAAAGUAAAAAUGGUCACCUGGACCUGUUUGUUCGCUUCCUUCAUGGUCUGUGUCUGGAGUCCAACCAGAGAAUCUUGGGAGACCUGCUGGGUCAGACACACUACAGUCCAGAAACCAUACCAAAGGUCAUUGAAAACCUAAAAAGCAUGAACACGAUCAACAUCUCUCCAGAGAGAAGCAUCAACAUCUUCCACUGUCUGACAGAGUUGAAGGAUCAGUCAGUUCAUCAGCAGAUCCAAGAGUUCCUGAAGUCAAAGAACAGAGAGAAGGAACUCUCUGAGAUCCAGUGCUCAGCUCUGGCCUACAUCCUGCAGAUGUCAGAGGAGGUUCUGGAUGAGUUGGAUCUGGAGAAGUAUAAUACAUCGAAGGAGGGAAAACUGAGACUGAUCCCAGCUGUGAGGAACUGCAGGACGGCUCGACUUGUAGGUUAUGACCUCUCAGAGACUGGUGCUGAAGUCGUGGCCUCAGCUCUAAAGUCCAGUCCCUCACAUCUGAUAGAACUGGACCUGAGGAACAUCCAGCUCCAGGAUGCAGCAGUGGAUCAUCUGUGUUCUGGACUGAAAAGUCCACACUGUGGACUGGAGAGUCUGAGGUUGAGCAGCUGCAGUUUGUCAAAGAUCAGCUGUUCUUCUCUGGUCUCAGUUCUGAAGUCCAACCCCUCCCAUCUGAGGAAACUGGACCUGAGCUGGAACAACCUGAAGGAUUCAGCAGUGAAGGAUCUGUGUGGUUUUCUCCAGAGUCCAGACUGUAAACUGGAGACUCUGUGGUUGAGCAGCUGCAGGUUGACAGAGAUCAGCUGUUCUUCUCUGGUCUCAGCUCUGAAGUCCAACCCCUCCCAUCUGAGGAAACUGGACCUGAGCUUCAACAACCUGAAGGAUUCAGCAGUGGAGGAUCUGUGUGGUUUUCUACAGAGUCCAGACUGUAAACUGGAGACUCUGUGGUUGAGCAGCUGCAGGUUGUCAGAGAUCAGCUGUUCUUCUCUGGUCUCAGCUCUGAAGUCCAACCCCUCCCGUCUGAGGGACCUGGACCUGAGUGGAAACAACCUGAAGGAUUCAGCAGUGAAGGAUCUGUGUGGUUUUCUCCAGAGUCCAGACUGUAAACUGGAGGAUCUGUGGUUGAAUGACUGCAGGUUGUCAGAGAUCAGCUGUUCUUCUCUGGUCUCAGCUCUGAAGUCCAACCCCUCCCAUCUGAGGAAACUGUACCUGAGCUACAACAACCUGAAGGAUUCAUCAGUGGAGGAUCUGUGUGGUUUUCUACAGAGUCCAGACUGUAAACUGGAUGAUCUGAGAUUGAGCAGCUGCAGUUUGUCAGAGAUCAGCUGUUCUUCUCUGGUCUCAGCUCUGACGUCCAACCCCUCCCAUCUGAGGAAACUGGACCUGAGGGGAAACAACCUGGAGGAUUCAGCAGUGGAGGAUCUGCGUGGCCUUGUGGAUGAUCUGAUGUCAGUGUAGAACACUGGAGUCAAAUUGUUAAAACUUAAUGUGUUUUAUAAUUAUUUGUAAACCUCAUAGUCUCUCCACUUGGUGGCGUGUGAUCAGAUUCCCAUACUGUUUCAAUUUUACAGACCUUAUUGUCUAUGAACUCCGUGUGUUCAUAUUUUAAUUGACAGGUGAAUGUGUUGCAUUGUCUUCCCUUACUCCAACUGUAGAGGGCGCUGCUGCUCUACUUGUGUUGAAUGUGACAUUAACUGCUCUCAUCUCUGCUCAUUUCUCUUCUCUCCACAGCUGGGGGAUGAGAAAUGAGCUGGAGUCUGAUCAAACAGUAGCUGUCAGCAGUAUAUAACUGUAUCCGCGAAUAAUCAAAGUACAGCCAUAUAUUACAUGUAUUUUCUCAGGGUCAUCAAUAAACGGCCCUAGUUAUUAAUAUUAAUUGUAAAACUUGUCAGCUUCGUUGACAACAACUGU
Messenger RNA from Cynoglossus semilaevis (tongue sole), 2651 nucleotides. RefSeq names its product ribonuclease inhibitor-like. The coding region runs from base 177 to 2198 and encodes 673 amino acids. The transcript has 7 exons. The record is from RefSeq and is a predicted model, not a curated record. Gene Ontology annotation, molecular function: protein binding. NCBI's taxonomy places the organism in Eukaryota, Metazoa, Chordata, Actinopteri, Pleuronectiformes, Cynoglossidae.